Messenger RNA from Prorocentrum cordatum, 360 nucleotides. NCBI's taxonomy places the organism in Eukaryota, Dinophyceae, Prorocentrales, Prorocentraceae. The record is from the annotation of a GenBank genome assembly.
UCAGGGUGGUCGACCUGAGCUUCCCCGGCCACGUCUCGCAGUCCGCGCGGGACCUCGUCCGCAGGAUCCUCGUCAAGGACACCCACCAGCGCCUGAGCCUCCAGGAGGCGCGGCGCCACCCGUGGGUGUCGGAGCACGCCCCGAGCCCGCCGUCGCCGCCCCAGGCCGCCGCCGCGCCUCUGGCCCGGCAGCCGUCGCCCGUGGCGGCCCGCGGCGAGCCCUGGCUCCCUCCCCCGCGACGGUGCCGCCGCCAGUGCGGCAGGAGGGCGCCGAGCAGCUCGGCGCCGCGGGCAGCCCGCCUGGCCGAUCAGCGGCCGCGAGGGAGCCGGCCGCACCCGCGCGGCUGGAGGCCGCGCCGGC